AUGUAUCAGUUACCGCUGGCCGUUUGCCUGCUGUCUCUCUUCUUCACUGUAAACUCAUCCAUCAAGAAGGGACGCAACUACACCAUUCAUUCAUCUCAGCUUAGCUGCAGUUUGCCGGGCCCUCAGGGUCCUCCAGGGAGUACGGGUGCAGCAGGUCCCAGUGGCAAUGUAGGUAAAAUGGGCAUGCCAGGUAUCGAUGGACAGGAUGGCAAAGACGGUGACAAGGGUGAGAAGGGAGAGAAAGGUGAGCAGGGUCGUCCUGGGAAUCCUGGAAAACUUGGACAACAAGGGCGCCCGGGAAUUUUGGGUAAGGCAGGGCCUAGGGGCCUGAAGGGGGUACGAGGAGCGCCUGGUGAGCCUGGGGCCGUUGGGACAAAGGGAGAGACUGGAGAUGCGGGAGAGACUGGUGCAGCUGGAAGAUGUAACUGUGGUGCAGAUGCACGUUCUGCUUUCUCGGUGGCAGUAACCAAGAGCUAUCCCAAGGAACGCAUACCUAUCCGCUUCAACCGGAUUUUAAUGAACGAGGGUGGGCAUUACAAUGCCACUACUGGCAAGUUUAACUGUGCAAUUCCCGGUGUGUAUUACUUUACAUAUGACAUCACGUUGGCUAACAAGCACCUGGCAAUCGGGCUCGUCCACAACGGCAAGUACAAGAUCAGAACGUUUGAUGGCAACACAGGAAACUAUGAUGUGGCUUCAGGUUCAACGAUACUCAGACUGAAGAAAGGAGAUAAGGUUUGGGUUCAGAUCUUCUAUUCAGAACAAAAUGGACUAUUCUUUGAUCCAUUCUGGACUGAUAGCCUUUUCACAGGUUUUCUUAUUUAUGCCGACCAGGUUGCUUCAGAUAAAGUGAAUGUUACUGGAUCAUCCUGAUUAAGACUUUCUCUUUGUUUCGUGUACAUUUUGUCUUUUCCUUAUCAAAUGACCCCCAUUAACCCAGUGAUUCCAAAAAUCCAAAUCAAUAACAAAGCUGAUUAUUAGACCUCACUGAGGAGGGGGAUAGAAGAGGACAUAGUUCAUAAAGAUAUAUUGAUUAAAUAACACAAACAGAUUACAACACCAAGGUUGAAAAAACUGAUGAAAUUCUUGGAAGCAAAGUGCCACAUCAUCACCACAAUUAUUGUUG
This is a messenger RNA of Misgurnus anguillicaudatus (oriental weatherfish), 1126 nucleotides long. RefSeq names its product C1q and TNF related 2 (gene c1qtnf2). The record is from RefSeq and is a predicted model, not a curated record. Lineage: Eukaryota; Metazoa; Chordata; Actinopteri; Cypriniformes; Cobitidae. Gene Ontology annotation, molecular function: protein binding.